ACCGAUUAUUACGUAGGUACCUUAUCUCUCCAGCAAGCAGCAAAGGGCGCCUACUUCGCGCCAUCCAAUACCUAGGGAUUCCCGAUACCUAGGUGGGCAGGUAGGCAUUUUGGUACUUCGUAUCAUCUCACCAAUUAUCGUCUAGCCAUUCUGGCAAGCCAUAUUAUUUAGACGGUUGCAACACCUGAACAGUACCUCAAGUUGCGUUGAGGAACUGCCUAGCUAGAGCGGCUAUCGGCAGUUACUGAUCUCGAACGGCGCCGCUCCGGCCCAGGCUGAACUACUGCGUAGAAGUGGCCCCUUCUAGCUCCAGCCUCCAAGCCAAGCAGGAAUGGCUAUACAACCCGCGCGGUUGAUCAGCCGAAAGGCUCACUUGAUACCCGGUCAGUUUCAUGUUGCCGAGCUCUUCUUCGAGGUGCCAAAGAACUACGCAAACCCAGCUGCCGGCACUCUGAGGCUAUUUGGUCGAACUGUCAAUAAGUAUGAGAGAUCGAUAACACCGCCUCUGCCGGCCGAGCUGGAGCAGCUUCACCAAAGGCCCUACUUCGUCUACCUCGAAGGAGGGCCAGGCUAUGGCAAUCGCGAGCCCCAAGAGCUUCCUCUGACCAGGUUCCUUCUGGGUCGUGGGUACCAGGUGCUGUAUCUGGACUAUCGCGGCACCGGCCUCAGCACCCCGAUCAACGCCGAAGCCCUUGCCAGGGAAGGGGACACCCAAGCGCAGGCAGACUACCUCAAGCUAUUCCGCCAAGACAACAUCGUCCGGGACCUGGAAGCGGUCCGCUUGUGCCUGACAGCUGAUCAACGACCGGACAGGCGGCAGUGGUCCAUCUUCGGCCAGUCCUUUGGCGGAUUCGUCUCCCUUACCUACCUAUCCAAGUACCCUCAGGGGCUUCGCGAAUCUUUCAUCACUGGUGGCCUGGCCCCCGUGCGCAGGACUGCCGAGGAGGUGUACCGGGCCACCUACAGGAAGGUUCUGGAGCGGAACCAGGCUUACUACGACAAAUAUCCCGAGGACGUCCAGGCAGUCCGUCGAGUCGUUGAAUAUAUCACGGCGCAGGAUGGCAUUGCCUUGCCAGGCGGUGGUAAAUUGACAGCCGGGAGACUGCUAAGCGUUGGCAUGUCAUUGGGAUUCCAUGGCGGGCUCGAUUCUAUCCACAGCCUUAUUCUCAAGAUGGUUACGGACCUCGAUCAGUUCUCUUUCCUUACUCGGUCGACACUCACCGCGGUUGAGCUCAGUGUUCCAUUUGACUCGAACCCAGUGUACGCCAUUCUCCACGAAGCCAUAUACUGCUACCAACCCGGAGUCUCGUCGAACUGGGCUGCCUAUCGUGUCGGCAGGGAGAUCAACGGGUUUUCCUGGCUAGCCGGUCAACCCCCCAGCCAGGAAGAAGGUGGAAUGGAGACUCCGCUGUGCUUCGCCGGGGAGAUGGUCUUCCCUUUCCAUUUCGAGACGUACCCAGAGCUCAUGCAAAUGAGGGAGGCCGCCCGGCUGCUCGCAGAAUACGACGGAUGGGAGGACCUGUACGACGAAGAGCAGCUGCGGCGGAACGAAGUCCCCGUCUACGCCGCCAGCUUCGUUGACGAUAUGUAUGUUGACUUCGAUCUAGCACGAGAGACCGCCAAGCUAGUCAGGGGUAUCCGGGUUUACGAAACGAACUCCCUGUACCACAACGCAAUCCGGGCACGGUCAGAGGAGGUCCUACCUCAGCUGUUCAAGAUGAGAGACGAUCCGGUCGAUUAGGGUGCUUCCCCUAUUGCUCGUCAUCCUGGAACUACAUGUCUUCUCUAUUCCGGCAGCGUCUUCCCCGCUGCUUGUCUGUGCUCCCUCUAGAUUUCGCAUCAUCAGCUGGAAAUCAGCGGUAUGUAGUCGGUCGCAUUAUUCGCAUUAGAUGAGUAUCUUAGGAUAGCUUUUUCCUCCAAUGCCUUCCAGAACUGUUCUAGCUCGGUGACUGCAAGCCCCCCAACGUAUAUGACAAACUCGUUGGCCCUGCCUCUUCCGUUGCGACUGAUAAUGCUAAACAGUUGAAACUCAUCGACGCAGGUGCCCAUAAUCCCGUGAUAAUGGGCAAAGGGACUCACGAAUACAC
Messenger RNA from Phialemonium atrogriseum, 2087 nucleotides. Its product is annotated as alpha/beta-hydrolase. Gene Ontology annotation, biological process: proteolysis. Gene Ontology annotation, molecular function: peptidase activity. The record is from RefSeq and is a predicted model, not a curated record. NCBI's taxonomy places the organism in Eukaryota, Fungi, Ascomycota, Sordariomycetes, Cephalothecales, Cephalothecaceae. The transcript is spliced from 2 exons. The coding region runs from base 332 to 1741 and encodes 469 amino acids.